UCUUCCAUUGAAUUAAAUGAUGGGGUGAGGGGCAAAACGCGGUCUUACAAAAAUGGGGCGGACAAAGGCUUGCGCCAAAAUGACCCCCUACCCAUUGAAAAUGAACUGAACCCGUCUCUUUCGAUCUCUACUGUUCAUUUUCCUUUAACAGAUAGAAAUAAUCAUGCAACUAUUUGUGAAGACUCUCGACGGGAAGACUCUAAUCUUCGAUGUUGACGCUUCCGAUACCGUUGAACAUGUCAAAUCGAAAAUUCAAAAUUUGGAGAAUACUCCUGUAGAGGAGCAACGCUUGAUUUGUGCUGGUGUACAGCUCCAAGAUGGAAACACUUUGGCUGAUUACAAGUUGGAGGAACAUUCUACUGUUCAUCUGUCGCUUAGGUUCACACUUUUUAAAUUUGUUUUUAAGUUGGGGAAUUAA
Meloidogyne enterolobii is the source of this 418-nucleotide messenger RNA. The record is from the annotation of a GenBank genome assembly. Lineage: Eukaryota; Metazoa; Nematoda; Chromadorea; Rhabditida; Meloidogynidae.